AAAUCAUAACUUCCGAUCGAAUUAAUGACAAAGCAAAUAGUGCUGCGUGCACCUUCAUCACUUUCAAUCGACCGGCGCCGGCAACCUCUUUUAUCGAACCAAGACACAUCAUCACGAGGUGGUGUUCGAAAAGCGCGAUUAGCAGAGGUUGCCGGCGGAACAGCGGCGGAAUGCGCCGCUGUUUGCUGUUGUUGCCCAUGUGGACUCGUUAACCUCCUCGUAAUGGCAGUUUACAAACUUCCGGCGGGACUUUGCCGGAAAGCACUACGGAGAAAACGCCGACGCCGGCAAAUGAAGAAGAAGAUUCUACAAUCACAAUGCAGUAGCUGUGACGAUUCGGAACUUUCGAUUCACCCCAUCGACGGAGCCACCACACUUGCGGUGGUCGACGGCGGAAAUAGCUUGAAAGCUGAUAAAGAUGUGGUGGCGCUGGAGAAGGAAAUGUGGAGUAAAUUUUAUGGGGCUGGAUUUUGGAGAAGUCCCUCUCAAAAGAGUGACAUGUAAUAAUAAUAAAAAUAUGGUAAAUAAUUUGUAAAAAAAGAAAAAAAAAGAACAAAAAUAAAAUAUUAUUCAUAAUUCAAUGUAUAUUUUCACAUUAAGCCAAAAAUGAAAAUGUUCUUCUUCUUUA
Molecule: messenger RNA, 628 nt
Organism: Solanum verrucosum
Lineage: Eukaryota; Viridiplantae; Streptophyta; Magnoliopsida; Solanales; Solanaceae
Exons: 1
Coding region: 25-504 (159 amino acids)
Source: RefSeq, a predicted model, not a curated record